AAAUGCUCAUCUUAUUAUUAUUUGUCGCAACAUAUCCCCCCCUUUUUUCUCCCUAUCUUCUAUUGUAUAAAUAUUUCUAACCUCCUAUCUCUUCCUCAAUCCAGUUAUCUAGUUCCUAAGACCCUUGUUAUUACAAAUUAAGCUAGUUAUAAGACAAAAACAAACAAAUCCAAAUUAACAUUACGAAAUCCAGGUUUUUACUCAAAACGAGUCUUUCCUAGGAAUAUAUAUAUAUACACAAUAAAGUUACUCAACUAUACCAAAACAUAAACCUUAAGAACUAUAAUCUAAAUAAUAAUAAGUAAUAGAAUUAACGCCUGGAUAAGCUAGAAGCGCAAGGCAAAAUGAAAUGUAAAACCUAAAAUUAAGUUAACUUGACUUUGUCAAUCAAGACUGUACUUAUGAAUAAGGUACCAAAAUGUAUUACCAUGAAACCUACUGUGACCAAUAAAAACUGAAACUGUUUUCACACCAAAAGUAUUUUCAGUACACUAAAGUAAGGUAAAGAUCAAGAAAUGUCUGAUUCCGCAGUUGCAACGUCCGCAUCUCCUGUGAUUGCCCAAGCAGCCUCAGGCGAGAAAAAGGUGUCUACUAAAAAGGCAGCAGCCACACCAAAGUCAAAGAAGUCAACAGCUCCCCCAUCGCACCCACCAACUCAGCAAAUGGUAGAUGCAUCGAUUAAAAAUUUAAAGGAACGUGGUGGCUCAUCCCUUCUGGCAAUUAAAAAAUAUAUCGGUGCUACAUACAAGUGCGAUGCCCAGAAGCUAGCCCCGUUCAUUAAGAAGUACCUAAAGAAUGCGGUUGCGAAUGGAAAGCUGAUCCAAACAAAGGGCAAGGGUGCCUCUGGUUCGUUCAAACUAUCUGCAUCCGCUAAGAAGGAUCCCAAGCCAAAGGCCUCCGCUGUCGACAAGAAAACUAAGAAGGUAAAUGCUUCGGCGGCAGCAGCAACUAAAAAGAAGAGUAGUACAUCUACCACGAAGAAAGCCCCUGGUGCCGCUGAUAAAAAGCCAUCAAAAUCGGCAGCAACCAAAAAGAGUGGUGAGAAAAAGAAGGCGGACAAAGCAAAGGCUAAGGAUGCGAAGAAAACGGGAACCAUAAAGGCCAAGCCUACAACAGCAAAGGCUAAAUCAAGCGCAACAAAGCCAAAGACCCCAAAACCUAAGACCACAACUGCUAAACCGAAGAAAGUCGUGUCGGCUACGACCCCGAAGAAAACUGCUGUCAAGAAGCCAAAAGCGAAGACUGCAUCUGCAACGAAGAAAUAAUUUGAAAUUGCUAACUGCUCGUCAGCAUGUGCAAAUUUCUAAUAUUGAAAUU
Drosophila novamexicana is the source of this 1317-nucleotide messenger RNA. Its product is annotated as histone H1.2-like. The transcript has a single exon. Lineage: Eukaryota; Metazoa; Arthropoda; Insecta; Diptera; Drosophilidae. Gene Ontology annotation, biological process: negative regulation of DNA recombination; chromosome condensation; nucleosome assembly. Bases 516 to 1265 code for a protein of 249 amino acids. Gene Ontology annotation, cellular component: nucleus; nucleosome. The record is from RefSeq and is a predicted model, not a curated record. Gene Ontology annotation, molecular function: structural constituent of chromatin; nucleosomal DNA binding; double-stranded DNA binding.